Messenger RNA from Cynoglossus semilaevis (tongue sole), 2322 nucleotides. RefSeq names its product VRK serine/threonine kinase 2 (gene vrk2). The record is from RefSeq and is a predicted model, not a curated record. Bases 297 to 2057 code for a protein of 586 amino acids. Gene Ontology annotation, biological process: protein phosphorylation. The transcript has 14 exons. NCBI's taxonomy places the organism in Eukaryota, Metazoa, Chordata, Actinopteri, Pleuronectiformes, Cynoglossidae. Gene Ontology annotation, molecular function: ATP binding; protein kinase activity.
AAGUCCCGCCUUAACAGCGUAUCUCUCAGCUACUGCUUCAUGACGUAGACCGCCUUCUAUUGGAUGUUUCUUAAAGCGGGAGGGACUUUCAGGAAGUGCGAAAACGUUUGGUCUCUUUUGGUUUUCUGUUUCUGUUUUAAAGCACUCUCUGCUUCGGAUAGUCUUGUUUUGCAAACUGUCAACACCCCCUCACCCAAAUAAAUCUUUUUUCCUACAUGUGACUGCUAAAAAGCCGAACUGUUGCCGUGGUGCUGUGUCACGCUGAGGUUUUUUCUGCUUUUUUAACUUCAGUUUCAAUGGCACCACCAAAGAAGUUGGCGCUACCAAAGCCACUUCCAGAUGGAUUUAUUUUGACAGACACAGAGAAAAAGAAAUGGAGGCUGGGGAGGAUCAUUGGACAAGGAGGAUUUGGACUCAUCUAUCUUGCCUCCCUGGAUGUGGACAGACCUGUUGCAGCAGAUACUGACUACGUCAUAAAGUUGGAGUACCACGAGAAUGGUCCCUUGUUCUCCGAGCUCAAGUUUUACCAAAGGGCAGCCAAAGUGGAGAGCAGGACUUCCUCACAGAGGCUUCGAAAACCUGAGCUGUUAUACUGGGGCCGUUCUCAAGUGCAGAAAUGGAUGAAAGGCAGGAAUCUGGACUUUCUUGGUAUCCCAACCUACUGGGGAUCAGGGCUCGCUGAGAAUAACAACCUCAGAUAUCGAUUCAUGGCCAUGGACAGACUGGGAACCGAUCUCCAGAAAGUUCUGGAUCAAAAUGGAGGGAUGUUUAAAAAAGCCACAGUUCUUCAGCUUGGUCGAGAACUGGUGACUGUGCUGGAGUACAUCCACGAGAACGAGUACGUCCACGCCGACAUUAAAGCUGCCAACCUGAUGCAGGGUCACAGAGACCGUGAGAAGGUCUACCUGGCUGACUACGGACUGUCCUUCAGAUAUUGUCCUGAUGGGGAGCACAAAGACUACAAAGAGAACCCCAAGAAGGGCCACAAUGGGACCAUCGAGUACACCAGCACUGAUGCCCACAGAGGAGUUGCUCCGUCCAGACGCAGUGACCUCCAGAUUUUGGGCUUCUGUCUCCUUCACUGGCUGUGUGGUUCUCUGCCCUGGGACCGUGUUCUGAAGAACCCAGCUCAGGUGCAGGAGGCCAAGACCAGACUGAUGGAUAAUCUCCCAGACUCCGUCCAGCAGCUGUCAGUGAGCAGGGACAGCGGCACAGAUGAAGUGGCCUCGUUCCUCCUGUAUGUCAGAAACCUCCGCUACGAUGAAGAACCAAACUACCAUCACCUCAGACAACUGCUGUGCCACACUGUGAAGGGAAGACCUGACCUGCACCUGCCUGCACGUCCUGCAGGGGCGUCGUCCUCUAACGUCCCAGAUCCUAGUUCCAAGGAAAAGCAGAAAGAAGGACGAGGCAGAGGAACUCCGAAGGCCAGGUUCGUCGCUGCAGUUUGUGAUGAUGACGAUGAAGAUGAAGAGGAAGAGGAGGAGCAGGAGAGAGGGAGGCCGAAACCAGCAGCAGCUCAUCACAGGAGUAGGCCUCGGUCAAAGAAGGAAGACGUGGUGCUGGAGGUAAGACGAUCCCUGAGGCCGCGGGCGGUGCAGACCUACAAAGAUUACAGUGAUGAGGAGGAAGAAGAGGAGGAAGAGGACAAUGAAAGUCAGGCCCGACCCAGACCCAUCGAUGCACGUUAUACGAGAGCCCCCCCUAUUGGAGCCCGACCGCAGUCCAAACAGGAGAACACCGAAAACAAAAGAACAAACAGGAAAAGAGGCGGUGGCGAGACUGUGACCUUGGUGAGACUAGAGCGAGGCGUCCAUCUGCAAAGGAAAGAGCGAGCGUUCCUGGGCUGCGAAUACAGGGAACAGUGGGAGGAGCAGCUUCACAGCCACAGACUGGGCUGCAGCCCACACGGUAUACAAAGCAGAUACUCGGGAAGACCAGCUGUCACAGGAGUGGGAUGGGAAGGUCGCCCGGGGAGGAGGGGACUGGUCCAGUGGUUGGUCUACGUAGGUGUCCCUCUUUUGUUGGGUGCUCUGGUUCUUUGGGAGUUUUGCUGAAGUGAGUUUCGACCUGUUACAGGUGUUGUCUCCUCUCACUGACGGUGGAACCAACUGUUGUGUGUCUGUUGACAAAGUUGGUUUAGAUUCUUUAGUUUAGUCCAGUUUAGACAAGUCUUGUCUUUCUCUCUGGUUCUCUGGGUGUUUUCUGCCAGAGUGGGCUGAUUCCUUCCUGCUUGGUUGUUUUCUCCAAUGGUCUUUAAUCACGACCAGCAGCAGGAGAUGGCUGCAGACCACGAGUUGGGCCACAGCCACGCUGCAACAG